AUGUCAGGACCGGAGGUGAUCGGUGCAGUGGCUGGAGUGGCCGGGCUGUUCACUACCGCCAUUGAGUGGUUCGACUACAUUUACGUUGCCAAGAACGCAGGCCGGCAACUCGAGUCACUUCUCUUGAAACUCGACAACGCACAGCUGAGACUCACGCGAUGGGGCACUGCUGUCGGCCUCAACGACUCUGAAUCUCCGUCGCUGGACGAGGAAUACCAGCAACACGCUGAGGCAACCUUCAAGUUCAUCAUAGACGCUUUUUCUGAGUGCCAGAGGCUGUGUCACGAGGACCGCAAAGAAUUGAACAAGACGGAAGAUGACGAGAUCAAGCCCUUCGGAUCAGACUGGAGUCUAAUGAAUCGCUAUCUCCACGACAAGAUGCAGCGGAUCGUGAGGGGUCGCAAGAACGGCAUGUCGACGCUACAGAAAGCCAAGUUCGCCGUAUACAAGAAGGAUCGUUUGGUGAAACUCAUCAAGGACAUCAAUGACCACCUCGACCAGCUCUAUCGCGAUGCUCCAAUUGAGGAUGAGGAGCAGACUCGGCUGGGGAAGGCUGAGCUGGAUGAACUCAUCCAUGUAUUGAAGGCAUUACAAACCGCUUCUGGGAGUGACAAACUUCUCGAAGGCGCUCUGCAGAGUAUCCUCAAUCAGAAGGCGGGUCUAUGA
Fusarium vanettenii 77-13-4 is the source of this 666-nucleotide messenger RNA. RefSeq lists its product as uncharacterized. Bases 1 to 666 code for a protein of 221 amino acids. The record is from RefSeq and is a predicted model, not a curated record. The transcript has a single exon. Lineage: Eukaryota; Fungi; Ascomycota; Sordariomycetes; Hypocreales; Nectriaceae.